AUGGAAUUCUGUGGCAAUAUGGAUUUUAAGUUACCAAAGUUGUUAUUAAUAAUAAAAAUCAUUACAGAUAGAGUCAUUUGGAAAACUAGAUUUGAUAAACACCAAUCAAAAAUGAUAGAUAAUAUUAAUUUAACAUCUGGAAAUGAUGUUGCUGUUGUUGGAAUUGGUUUACGUUUUCCUGGAAAAGUAAAUUCACCCCAAAAAUUCUGGGAGUCACUCGAAAAAUCAUUUGAUGGAAUUGUAAAAGUCCCAAAAGAGAGAUGGUCAGAGACUUUCCAUGAACAUGAAUUAAUUUCAACUGUAAAUGCUGGUUUGGUGGAUCUCGAUGAAUGGAAAAAGUUUGAUCCGUUAUUCUUUGAGAUAUCACCAAAGGAUGCUGAUAUUCUUGAUCCACAAGAAAGAAUAAUGCUCACUCUUGCUUAUGAAGCUUUGGAAGAUGCUCAAAUCCCAGUGAGAUCUCUUAGAUCAUCAAAUACUGGUGUAUUUGUUGGUGUAUCACUUAUUGAUUACCACCAAUUACAAAAUGGCCCAUGCCAAAUUGACACUGUACCAAAGGUAUUAUGCGAUUUCUUCACACAUUCUGUGAUUGCAAAUCGAGUUUCAUAUUGUUUCGAUUUCAGAGGUCCAUCGAUGUGUGUCGAUACUGCAUGUUCAUCAUCUUUGACAACAACAGAUCUUGCAAUCAAAUACAUUCAAGAUGGUGAAUGUGAUGUUGCUCUGACAUGUGGAAUUAAUGCUUUGUUUGAUCCAAAUACAACCAGAUUGUAUGAUAAUAUUGGUGUUCUUGCAGAUCAUUGUCGUCCAUUCGAUCAAGACGCCAAUGGAUUUGUUCGAGGUGAAGGAUGUGGUGUUGUUGUUUUGAAGAAACUUUCGUUGGCUGAAAGAGAUGGGAAUCGAAUCUAUGCAGUCAUAAAAGGAAGAGGAAUCAAUACCGAUGGUCAUUGUAACAAGGAUACAAUGUCAACACCAUCAAGUACAACUCAAUCUGAGAAUAUCAAACAAACACUUCAAAGAUCAAAUAUCGAUGCUUCACAAAUCUAUUAUGUUGAAGCACAUUCAACUGGAACUGUGGUUGGUGAUCCAAUUGAAGUGAAUGCAUUGAUCAAUGUAUUCUCUUCAAAUCAUUCUCCAGAGAGACCAUUGAAGAUUGGAUCUGUGAAAUCAAAUAUUGGACAUCUUGAAAGUGCUGCUGGAGUUGCAUCACUCAUCAAAGUAUCAUUGAUGUUAAAGAAUCGUAAACUUGUUCCAAGUAUCAAGUUGAAUAAUUUCAAUCAAAAGAUUCCAUUCAAACAAUCGAAUAUUCAAGUUAUCACUGAAACUGAAGAUCUUCCGGAUGAUCAAUUGAUCAUGAUGGGAAUCAAUUCAUUUGGAAUUGGUGGAUCAAAUAGUCAUGUCAUUCUUCAAGAAUAUAAAAUUGAUAAAAAUAAAUGGAAUCAAAAUGAUAUUAAAAAUAAUGAUAAAUAUUAUUUGAUUCCAAUCAGUGCAAAUUCAUCAACAUCAAACGAUAAAUAUUUUGAAUCAAUCAAAGAAUAUCAAGAUAGAAUAUCAUUGAAAGAAUUUGCACUUUAUCAAUCAUUGACCAAGUCAUUCCAUUCUCAAAGAAGAGUGAUCAUUGCAAAAGAUUGGAAUGAUUUCAAUUCAAAAUCAGUUGAGAUUAAUGGUCUAUCACCAAUCAAAGAUUCAAUUGGAAAGAAAUUGAUUUUUGUAUUUUGUGGACAAGGACCACAAUGGAAUCAAAUGGGAAUGAAUCUUUAUGAGAAUGAACCAAUAUUCAAAUCAACAGUUGAUGAAUUAGAUUCAUUACUCAAAGAAUAUUCUGGAUAUAGUCUCAUUGAAAAGAUGAAACAAAUUCCAAAUGAUUCAAAUGAUAUUCACAAACCAAUCAUUGCACAACCUGCGUUAUUCUUGUUCCAAGUUGCAUUGUUUGAACUUUAUCGUUAUUGGGGAUUGAAUCCAUCAAUUGUUUUUGGUCAUAGUUUUGGAGAUAUCACAUCUGCAUAUAUUUCUGGAAAUUUGACAUUAUCAGAUGCAAUCAAAGUUGUUCAUUUGAGAGCAUCAUUCCAAAAUGAAACAAUUGGAUCUGGAAGAAUGUUGGUUGUUGGAAUCAGUUCUGAUCAGUUCGAAAAGAAUUAUCAAAAUCAAUUCCCAAAUCUUGAGAUUGCAUGCUAUAAUUCUGAUAAUUCAAUUGUAAUCACUGGAAACAAUGAUAAUUUAAAUGAAUUCACAAAACAAUUGAAACAAUCAGAUAUCUUUCACACAUUCCUCAGAACACCAUGUUCAUUCCACUCAUCACAUCAAGAAGUUAUCAAAGAUAAAGUAAUCAAUGAAAUCAAUGAUUUGAAAUCAAAACAAUCAACGAUUCCAUGGUAUUCAACUGUAACUGGUGAUCUAAAAUUAGAUCCUAUGGUUUCACAGUAUAUUUAUGAUAACAUAAGAAAUCCAGUAUAUUUCAAGAAGACAUUGGAUUCAAUUGUCAGAGAUCUCAAAGGUGAUUUGAAAGAUUAUGUAUUCAUUGAAAUAUCACCACAUCCAACAUUAUCUGGAUUGAUAACACAAACAAUUCCAUCUGCAAAAGUGAUUUCACCAAUUCAAAGAAACAAAGAUGAACAAUUAUUAUUCAAAUCAUCAUUGGCAACACUUCAUUGUAUUGGUGUCAAUAUUGAUUUCAAAUCACAAUUCAAUCAAUUUGAUAUUUCAAAUCCGAUUUGGAGAGAUAAUGUUUCAAUUCUUCCUCGAUAUCAAUGGGAUUCUGAUUUAUAUUGGAGAGAAUCACAUCAAUCAAAAUUCAAAAGAUUGAAUGGUCCUUCAACUUCAAUUCUCGGAAUAAAAUCAGUUUUCAAUGGAAAUGAAAAUUAUAUCUCGGAUAUUGAUAUUGAAAGGAAACCAUACCAAUAUUUGAAAGAUCAUCAAGUAAAAGAUCGUCCAAUUCUUCCAGGUGCUGCUUAUGUUGAAGCAAUCAUUGAAAUAUUCCAAUCGAAACAACAAGAUAUUCUAAUUAAUAGAUUAGAAUUUAUGGUACCAUUCUUUUUAGAAAAGAAGAAAGGACAAUCCUUAAAAUUAGUCACUGAUAUUGAAAAGAUAUCGAAAUUGGAAUAUUCAAUUGAUUUCUACAACAAGAAUUCUGACUUUUAUGAUUUAGAAGAUGAAAUUUUCAAAUCUGCUAAAUCUAAAGUUACACUUCUUUCAAAAUCAAACAAUCGAAUAAUCGAUAUUGAAUCUUUCAAGAAUCAAUGUAAUUUGACAACAUUCACACAAGAAGAGUUGUACAAGAGAACCCCCAGAGUUGGAUUGAGAUAUGGACCUGCAUUCCAACAUAUUAAAUCGAUUUCCAUUGGAAAUCAAAUGUCAUUUGCAGUUUUACAAACGAAAUCAACAUCAAAUACACCUUCAAAGAUUCUCGAUGCGACAUUGAUUGAUAAUUGUGCUCACGGAUUAAUUGGUUUUCUUGACGAACGAAGACAAUUCAUUUUCAAAUCAAUUGAUGAUAUGAGAAUCAGUUAUCAGAAUCUUCAAGAAUUGGAAUCAAAUCCUCCAGAUCAUUUAUUCUUGUUGACAAGAAUUGUUGAUUACAAUAAUUAUGAAUGUAUUGGAAAUUGUUUACUUGUUGAUCCCAAUGGUAAAUUAAUUUUGGAAAUGAAGAAUUUCACAGUUGGAACAAAUGAAAGAUUGAAAAUGAAAAAACUUAAAUAUCCAAAUGAUGAACUUUUCGAUACAUUCUAUCAACCAAAAGACUCAACACUUUCAAAUCCAAAUGAUAUCAUUCCAUCACCUCUCAUUGAAGAAUCAUUGGCCUGUCUCGAAGUCAAUGAACUUAGAAUAGAUUUUACCCAAUGUUUUUUUGUAAUGUUCAUAAGAUUAGUUCCAGAAUUCAAUCUUGAAGAAGUUUUGAAUCAAUCAAUUGAAGAAUCAAUGAUCAAAUUCAAAUUCAUUUCAAAUGAUACGAAUAUCAAAUUAUUCUCAAGAGUAAUUGAAAUAUUUAAAGAUUGUAGGGAGUAUUUGAAUAUAAGAGAGGUUCCAGAAUCUAUUUCCAAAUAUGAUGCUUCUUUAAAUGAAAAUGCUUUCAAAGGAGGUCAACUAAUCAUUGAAACUUUGCGUGGAAAUGAUGAGUAUGGUGAACAAUUAUUCAGAGAUGGUGUUAUUUCGAAUCUAUACAAAGCUCCAUUCAUUCAAUACUAUUUCAAACAAACAUCAUUCAUUGCUGUUCAAUCAAUUUUGGAAUCAAUUAAACAAUCCAAUUCUAAGAGAAUCAUCAAGAUUCUUGAAAUUGGAGGUGGAACUGGAACAGUAACAAACUAUUUGAUUCCACAACUCGAUGAAAUGUUAUAUUCUCUUGGUGAUCAGAAUCAAGUCGAAGUUAUUUAUACUUUCUCUGAUGUUUCAUCUUUCUUUGUCAGUCCAAUGAAAGAUAAAUAUUCAAAUGAAUACAAAUUCAAAUCAAAUUUGAAAAUGAAAUUCAAAGUAAUUGAUUUGGAUCAAGAUUUAGUUGAUCAAGGACUUUUGAAAUCAUCAUAUGAUAUGAUUCUAAUGUCAUUGGUUAUUCAUGUCUGUCCAAAUAUCAGAUCUCCAAUUUCAAAUUGUCAUCAAAUUCUUUCACCAAAUGGAAUACUAUUAUUUGCAGAACCUGCUUAUAAAUCUGUAACUGCAGAUAUAUUAUUUGGUGGAUUUAAACAAUUUUGGAGUUAUAAUGAUGAUAUUCGUGAUCAUUGUGCUCUCAAACCAAAUCAAUGGGUUGAAUUACUUUCUGAAGAUAAUAAGUUCAAGAAUACAAGAAUUUAUGGACCAAAUGAUUCAAAUGGAAAUCAACUUUCACCAGAUUUAGGACAUAUGUUUAUCAUUCAUACUCAGAAAUCAUCAAUCAAAUCACUCAAAGUUAAUAAUAUUGAAAAAUUAUCAAUCAUUAUUGAUGAGAACCAAACAAUUCCCAUUGAAUAUUUUGAAGGAUAUUCAAAAGAAUCGAUUUCAUUGAUUAAAUCAAAUGAAAUUGAAUCUCAUUCGGAUAUUCUUCAAAAUUCAACUCAAAUUCUAUUCCUUCCAACUAUUGAACUUCAAAUGGUAGAUAUAUAUCAACAAACUUUGUAUUCAUUGGUCCAAUUAUUACAAUUGUUCACUUAUCAAGACAAACAACCAAGAAUCAUUGCUGUUUCCAAAGAUAGAGAAUCAUCAAAUUAUUUAUCAAAUUCCAUUGUUGGACUUUUAAAUACAGCUUUUGUCGAUCAUAGGGAAUUAGAUUUAUUGAUAAUCGAUACUGAUUCCUCAUUAAACAAAGAUUUGAUUCACAUUAUACUUAAACUGUCAGAACACAAAGAAAUACUUGGAGAAAACAGUUAUUUGAUAAUCAAUAAUGAAAUAAUGGUUUUGAGAGUAAGAGAUAUCAAAGAUGAUGUUUUCAAAUAUUCCAAAGCAUAUGAAACAAAUAAUGAAAAUAUAUUGACAAUGGCAAAUAUCAAUCUUGAUUACAAACUAAAGAAUAGAAGAGAGCUACAACCCAAUGAAUUGGAGAUUGAAGUUAAAUCAAUUGGAUUGAAUUUCAAAGAUAAUUUAUUCCAUCUCAAAUUACUUCCCCAACAAAUGAUGAUUGGAGGUGAUAUCUAUCAUCCUUCUUUUGGACAUGAAGCUACUGGAGUUGUUUCAAGAAUUGGAAGUGAUAUCAAAGAAUAUAAAGUUGGUGAUGAAGUUAUUUCAGCACAUACUUUUAAUGGUAUGGCUUCACACUCUAUCAAUGAUCAAUCUUUCUUCUGUUUUAAACCAAAAGAACUUUCACAUAAUGAAUGUGCUUCUGUUGGUGUAGUAUAUACAACAGUAUAUCAUUCAUUAUUUGAAGUUUGCCAUUUCAAUGCAGAGAGAGAAACAAUUUUAAUUCAUGGUGCAACUGGUGGUGUUGGAAUUGCAGCAUUGAAUGUCAUGAGAAUGUUGAAAUGUAAAAGAGUUUAUGCAACUGCUGGAUCUCAGGAAAAGAUUGAUUAUCUCAAAUCAAAUUAUUCUGAUAUCUUAAUUGAUGUUUUCGAUUCAUAUUCCCACGAAUUUUCAGAUAAAAUCAAAGAACAAUGCAAAGGUGUCGAUGUUCUCAUCAAUACAUUACCUGUUGAAUAUAUGGAGGAGAAUUUCAGGUCAAUGGCACAAUAUGGAAGAAUCAUUGAUUUAAUUAUUACUCAUGUUCUCAAUAAUAAUACUUUUGGAUUUGGUCAAUUCAAAAAAGACAUUCAAUAUAGUACUUUGGAUCUAAAAUAUUUAUUCUACAAUAGAAUUGAGUAUUGUAAAGAUUUAAUGUCAACAGUUUUCAAUGAUAUUAUUAGUGGUAAACUUCAAUUGACCCCAAUCAAAGUAUUUGAUGUUUUGGAAACAAAAGAUGCAUUCAAUUAUAUGAAAGAUCGAAAACAAAUUGGUAAAAUUGUAAUUGAUAAUUCAAACAUUCAACAAUCAAUCCUUAAACCAUUGAUAGAAUCAAAAGAUAGAAAACCAUUACCAAAGAAUGAUUUCAAACUUGAUAUUUCAAAUACAAUCAUUGUCACUGGUCAAAGUGGAUUAUCUCUUGAAUUGGUUCCAUGGCUUGCAAAAAAUACAUAUGCAUCUGAUAUUGUUGUUCUUUCAAAAUCGACAUUGAACAAUCGAUUGAAAUUAAUUAUCAAUUCAACAAAAUCAACAAGAAUUCAUUUCUAUCAAACUGAUAUCACCGAUAUCAAUGAAUUGAAAUCAAGAAUUGAAUCAAUUUCAAAUUCAAUGCCACCAAUCGAGACAAUUCUCCAUCUUGCAAUAAUUCUUGAAUCGUUCCCAAUCAAUGAAGUGACAUUCGAAAAUAUCAAGAAAGUUCAUGAUCCAAAAGUUGUUGGAGCACAUAAUCUUCAUACUCUAUCGAUUGAUCUCAAUUUACCAUUGAAACAAUUCAUUGUAUUCUCUUCGAUUUCAGGAUUUAGUGGUGAAGCAUCACAACCUGGAUACAACUCAGCAUGUCUUGCAGUUGAUGCAUUAUGUAAAUAUAGAAAUGAUACACUUGGAUUAAAAUCUAAAUCAAUCAGAUUAGGUCCAAUUCUUGGUGAAGGAACUGUUGCUGAAUCUGCUGGAAUUCAAGAAUUCUUUAUCACUAGAGGUGUUUAUCCAAUUCCACUUUCAAUAUUCUUUGGAGGUCUUGAAAUUAUUCUCUCUCAAACUCUUUAUUGUACUCCAAUUUUAUGUAAUGUAACAUCUGUUCGUUCAUAUGAAGUACAUCCUCACAUACAAUAUAGUAUUGAUCACAUGGUUGUUGGUGAAACUGGCAAAUCAAAUAUUUCAAAGAUUGAAAAUCCACUUGAGAUUAUUUUAGAUGGAUUUUCAAAUUUGUUGUCAAUUCCUAAACAUAAACUCAAUAUGGAAACUCCUUUAAAGAAUUUUGGAGUAGAUUCAUUGAUGACUGUUCAAGUCAAAUUCUUUUUAGAUACGAAUAUUGAACAAGAUAUUUUCACAAUCGCUCAAAUUCCCAAUCUUUCAAUUAGUAAUAUUGAAUCAACUCUAAUUAAUCGUAGAAAUUUAAAGAAAGAAAAAUAA
Molecule: messenger RNA, 7518 nt
Organism: Heterostelium album PN500
Lineage: Eukaryota; Evosea; Eumycetozoa; Acytosteliales; Acytosteliaceae
Gene: pks27
Product: putative fatty acid synthase
Exons: 5
Coding region: 1-7518 (2505 amino acids)
Molecular function (GO): zinc ion binding; oxidoreductase activity; acyltransferase activity
Source: RefSeq, a predicted model, not a curated record